Messenger RNA from Drosophila busckii, 3674 nucleotides. RefSeq names its product capon-like protein. The record is from RefSeq and is a predicted model, not a curated record. The coding region runs from base 296 to 3037 and encodes 913 amino acids. The transcript has 6 exons. Gene Ontology annotation, molecular function: nitric-oxide synthase binding. Lineage: Eukaryota; Metazoa; Arthropoda; Insecta; Diptera; Drosophilidae.
UUAAGCAUAUUCAACAACAGUUUUGCGGCAAUAAAUCAAUUUAAGAAUACACAAACUUUGCAAUAAAAACAUGACGCAUGGCAGUUCAGUGUGUGAACAAACUCAGCCAAGGAUACGCCGUAACCCACUGACUAAACAAUUAUGAAAUUAAUAGUCUCUUAAUUGGCAACGAUUAUUGCAAACAAACAAAUUGAACAGCAUUGAACUUUGCGGAAACGCGUGAGAGUGUGAAAAGUGAAAAGUUGAGCAGUCACAAGCCUCGGCCAAGUUGGCAAAAGAUUUUUCGAACGUGGCCAUGAAGCACGAGAAGACGUUGCCGGCGUUGGCCGCACAUGGCACAACGCCGACGCUGAAGCGAGACAGCAGCGCAACGCGCAGUCCCAUUACCAAGGCCUUUGACUUUCUGCCCUGGACACGCAGUCGCAGCAAGACGCCAGCGCCCAAGACGCCAGAGCAGCAGAACGGCGAGCUGGCCACAAAUAGUGGCGAAGUGCAUUAUCGUCGCAAUAUAUUUCGCAGCGGUGGCGGCCUGAUACGUGAUAUGCUCACUGGCGACAAGGAUAAGCUGCCGAAGGACAAAGACAAGCCGCCGCCAUCGCCGCUGUCCGCCACUAAGAAGCAGCAGCGCAAGCAGAAGCAGCUGUCGCGCAACAAGAGCUUGGACAUACGCGAGCUAAUUGGCAGCGUGGAGCGCGAGUUGGCGCCCAGUGCACUGGGCAAGGCCAUGCCGCAGCCACAGCCACAUCGCUUCCUAGACGACACCUACCUAGACAACAAGCCCAAGCACAUACUCUUCAACGACGAGGAGAACACAGUCUAUCUCAUUAAGAAGGAGCAGCCAGUGGCCAAGGCGCAUAAGACGGCGCCACAAGCUGCCCACGCCCACAUACAUGGCAAUGGGAAUGGCAAUGGGAAUGGCGGUGAAGUGCUGAAGGCGCGACUCAAGUUCAAGCGACUGCCCAGCGAGCACUACGCUGCCUCGCCGGAGGCCUUGCGCCGAGCUCAGCUGCUGUAUCAGCGCAGCGAGCAGCGUCAUGUGCUGCAGCGACGCAAGAGUCUGAGCGAUUCGCAUUACGAGCAGCAGAGCAGCUCGAGCUUGAGCAGCGCUGGCAGCAAUGCCACGGGCAUUAUGCUGGAGCGACCCAAGACGGAUAAGCCGCGCAAGAAACUCUCGUUUCGCGAGCCCAUUGAGGGUGGGCUGUCGCCUGUUAUGGUCGCCAUGUCGGCAGCCAUGCUCAUGGAGCAGCGUCAGUCGCGGCAGCGGCGUCGCAGCUCGCCGCUGGAGCGCACGCUGUGCCAGGCCCAGGGCGCUGACUGUGAUAGCAGGCGCAGCAAGGAUAUUAUAUCCGAUCCCGAGUCACAGGCAAUGCGCAUUGUGCGCACUGUUGGACAAGCCUUUGAAGUGUGCCACAAAUUUAAUCUUCAUAAGAAUUCCCUGGAGCCCAAUGACGAGCGCUCCGAUGUCUCCUCAUCGGAGCUGCUGGACGUCGAGCAAAUAAGCGAGCAGCAGCUGAGCGAGGACGGUGGACGCGAGACGCCAAAGAAAGAACACUUGGCCAUAACGCCCGAUUUGAAUCACACGCAGCCGCAGCGACCGAACCACUUGGAGCUGCUGCCAACGCAGUCGAGCCUACGCAAAUCCAACAACAGCCUGCUGUGCGAAUUGGACUCACCGAGCUCGCCCUCAUCGCCGCGCACUGAAAUCACACAGCUCAAGGAUCAAUUGGAGGCGCAGGCGCAGCAGACGCGCCAGGCGCUUGCUCAGCUGAUGCUGGUGCGGGAGCAGCUCAUCUCGGAGACAAAUGCGCGCAUUGAGGCGCAGGCGCGCACUCAGCAGUUGCUGCAACAGAAUCGCGAGUUGCUUGAGCAUCUUGCCUCGCUGGGCGCCUACACUGAGCAACAGAGCACGGGUCUGACCACAGCAAAUAUUGGCAUGGCGCCACAGCAGCAAUCACAACUGCAGCUGCUGCUACAGGCGACCAGCAACAACAACAAUCUGGCCACCAUCAAUCAGCAGAUCAACAAUUUGGGCAACAUCAAUCAGCAGCUCACCUCGCUGAGCCAUCAGCUGAGCGGCCUCAAUCAGCAAAGUCAGAACCUGCAGAAUCUGCAAAGCCUGCAGCAGCAGCAACACUCGCCGCCAACACCCACACCGCAGCAGCAGCAGCAGCAGCAGCAGUCGCAGUUGACGCCGCCCACACCGCCGCCUGGUCUCAGCAGCGCAGCCAGCGUCAGCGGCAGCAGCACGUUUCCCUCAAUGAGUCAGCUGCAGAGCAUCAGCAAUCAGCUGCAACAGCAGCAGCAGCAGGACGCACUCUCCAAGGAUCUGUUCCAAGUCAAUCAGGAGCUGCUGAAUCGCCUGCAAGCGCUCAAUCUGAACGCCAAUGCCACGCAGACACAAGCCACGCCCACAGCUUCGCCACACAACUCCUACUUCUUUGUAAAUCCGCUGUCCUGCGCAGCAGCGACGCCCGGCACGCUGAGCAACAACAAUGCGGCCAAUGCAUUCAAUUUUCUGGCCUCGCCAGCAGCAGCAGCAACAGCUCUGAAUACAACGCCGCUGGGCACGCUUAAUCGCAAUUCGUUUCCAGGCAGCAGCUCGCUCAACGAGGAACUGCGUCUGAGCAUUGAGCAUAACCUCAACAAUCUGGAGGAGCAGCUCAAGGUGGCCGUAUCUAAUGGCAAUCUGGCCGGCUUGGCCUGCGGCGGCUCCACCAGCACUCGAGACACCAGUCGCAGCAGCUCAACGCUGGACUCGCCAUCAUCGCCGCGUCAGCGUGGCAGCAACAACAAUCUCAGUCCCAGCAGCAGCACUCAAAGCAAUGUCAACAAUAAUAAUGGCAACGGCAAUGGCAAUGGCAGAGACACGCGCUUCAACAAGGUUCAGUUGCGUGUGACGGAUGAAAUGGGCCAUCAGCGUAAGCUGUCGGCCACGCCCAGUUUCAUAACGCGCAGCACCAGCGAAAAGGUGCCCAAUCGCAGCCAGAUGAUGAGCCAGGUGCAGCGCACGCUCUGGGCCAGGCACACGACCAAGUGAGAGCUUGGCACAGCAAUUAUAGUUAGUACUAAGUAUAAGAGAGCGAGAUUGAGUGAGUGAGUGAGUGAUUGAAUGACUGUGCGUGCGUCUGUGUGUGUGAGAGUUUGUAACAGUAUUAAAUGCUAAGUCAAUAGGCUAUGUUCGCGUCUUAGGCGUGGCAAAGUAUUCAACAUAUACUUAUACUUACUAUAUACCCUACGCAUAUCAGCUAAUAUAGCUUAGAGCGAAAAGUAUUUUCUCUUCUUCUAGCUUCUAACUAUCUCUCUCUCCCAAUAACAGUGUCAAAAUUGUAGUCGCUAAGCCAUUGUACAUUUUGUUGUUAUGUAAAUUGUUUUGCAAACAUAAAUAAAUUUGCAAUUAUUUUUAUAAUUAGCCGUGUCAAUAGUGAAUUGCCAAAUAUAUAGCAAAUUAGUUAUCGUUAAAUGUAAAUUAUCAAAUACUCUAAAUACAUGUAAACAUACAAUAUAUUUAAUGUAUAAUUUAUGAACUAAGCUCUUUAAGCUACCGAAAAACAACAACAAUGCCAAACAACAAACAACAGCAAUAAAAAUGCAUAUAAACCGUCACAAUAUUUAUUAUAGCCAAAGCCAUAGUUUUUAUAAUCAACCAUCGACCCCCGACUGCUGCUCAUAGCCAA